Molecule: messenger RNA, 3099 nt
Organism: Leptonychotes weddellii (Weddell seal)
Lineage: Eukaryota; Metazoa; Chordata; Mammalia; Carnivora; Phocidae
Source: RefSeq, a predicted model, not a curated record
AUGGUUACCCAACUGAGCCACCCAGGUGCCCCAGGAGAAAAAUAUCUUAAAUGGUUUUUGCCAACAUACCUGAAAGUGACAGUUCCUCCUGGACUUUAACACUUACAAACUCUUUGCAGUGCAGCUGGUAUAAAUUACUAGGCUGAGGAAAGACAUUCCUCUGAGGGGUUAGGGAUGGUAUGGUAGAGGGAACCACCUCCAAAAGACAGAGGGAUCUAAUUCCCUGAGAAAAGCAGACCCCACAGGAGUUAUAUAGGGAUGGAGAAUAGAGUGGAAGAGCACUCUGGUUAAGAAAAACCCCACAUACAUGAACUAAAGGGAUUCCCAUACUGGAAAUGUCAUCAAGUUAGGAACUUUGUCUACACUUUCCACCACUGUAUCCCUGUCACCUGCCCCGGGUACCAACACGAAGUUAGGUACUCAGUGAAUGAAACCUGAAUGCAUGUGUUUUCCUCUAGGGUUUUGUUUCUAGUUACACUGGGAUCAAGAAACAUGUACCUGCUUCUGUCUAGUCUACCAUCACAAAUCCUGACUCUUUACCAUAAUUUUGAGGCAGAAAAUGCAGAGUGGCUUUCCAGGUGUUUCAGAAGCCAACACAAAGAAGCAAGGCCAUCGAUCAGUUAGAUCUGUGGUGACUCUGAGCUUCAAUCAGUCUGAAUUCUUGAAUGAGUGGGACAAAACCCAAGGAGAUCCUAGAUCCAGACACAGAUCUCAUAGCUUCUUGAUGUGUUUGCCUUGAUGUUAAGAACCUCCCCUUUUCAUUUUCUUUUUCAGAUCUUUUCCUAAUAACUACUGGGACAAGUUUGUCAAGAGAAAGGUAUGCCUUGUCAGUUGGUGGGGGUGGGGAGGUGGUUUCCAUGACCACCAAAGAAAUGUAGAUUUUUUUUUUAAGUUCUACAUAUACAAACAUGAAGAAAUCUGCUGUUGCUUUUAUGAUGGUAUCUUGAACAGUAAGUCACAGAAGGGUUUUUGUCUGAACAUAUGUAGGUUUUGGCUCCAUUCCUAUACUCCUCUGCCCUAAACAGCUUAACACCAUCACUACUUUCUGCAUACUAGUUUUCUUCUCCCAUCCGAAAAGGUAUUAGCUUGAGACGCGGUUUUCACUUGGUCUCUUUUGUUUCUGUUUUCUCCUGGGGCUAUUUUUUUUCCUCUUUAUUUUCCUGUUGCAUUUUGAAUCGUGUCUUCAUCAACCCCCUUGAAAGAGCCCAGAGCAUAGGGAAGCUCUGAAGACCUUGGGGCCAGAGACAGCACCGUGCUACGCGGCCCGAGCUCACUCUGUCGUCCUCUCUCUCCAGGUGAUCAACAAGUACGGAGAUCUCUACGGAGCAGAACGCAUUGCUGAACUCCUGGGUUUGGACAAAAAUGCCCUUGAUUUCAGCCCAGUCGAAGAGAGCAAAGCAGAGGCGGCCUCUCUGGUGUCAUGGCUGAGUUCCAUUGACAUGAAGUACCAUAUCUGGAAGCUGGGAGUUGUUUUUACUGACAACUCCUUUCUCUACCUUGCCUGGUAUACAACCAUGUCAGUCCUGGGCCACUACAACAACUUCUUCUUCGCUGCUCAUCUGCUGGACAUCGCAAUGGGCUUCAAGACACUGAGGACUAUUCUGUCAUCUGUAACUCACAAUGGCAAGCAGCUGGUUCUGACUGUCGGUCUCCUGGCCGUGGUGGUUUACCUCUACACCGUGGUGGCCUUCAACUUCUUCCGCAAGUUCUACAACAAAAGUGAAGAUGACGAUGAGCCCGAUAUGAAGUGUGACGACAUGAUGACGUGUUACCUGUUCCACAUGUACGUGGGAGUGAGAGCCGGAGGAGGCAUUGGCGACGAAAUUGAAGACCCUGCUGGUGACCCUUAUGAGAUGUACCGCAUUGUCUUUGACAUUACCUUCUUCUUCUUCGUCAUUGUCAUCUUGCUGGCCAUCAUUCAGGGUCUUAUUAUUGAUGCUUUUGGAGAGCUAAGAGACCAGCAGGAACAAGUGCGAGAAGAUAUGGAGACGAAAUGUUUCAUCUGUGGGAUCGGCAAUGACUAUUUUGACACGAUUCCUCAUGGCUUUGAAACACACACCUUACAAGAGCACAACUUAGCCAACUAUUUGUUCUUCCUGAUGUAUCUGAUUAAUAAAGAUGAAACAGAACACACGGGUCAGGAAUCUUACGUCUGGAAGAUGUACCAAGAAAGGUGUUGGGAUUUCUUCCCAGCUGGUGACUGCUUUCGGAAACAAUAUGAAGAUCAGCUUGGAUAAAUCAGAAUGAAAGAAACUCCACAAUUCUGGACAGUCAACUUCCAGGGAACUAAAUCCUUUUUACAGUUCUGCAAAAUAUUUGAAAUGUGACCUAUUCUAAAUGCCUCCCUUACAAGAGGAAGUGUUUGUUACAAUUGUAUUUUGGGAUUGAUUUGGCUUUUUGUGCCUAAUGGACAUAUCCCUGGGGGAGACAACCUAUCAAAAUGUUGAGAGAUGGCAAAAAAUCAAGGAAACUGUAGUUGAGAAUACCUUCAAGUUUUUCAGUUCUAAUGGAACUAAGUUGUUGCAAUGAUGUCAUUGAGGAAAGGACUAGAAGUAUGAAGUCUUCAAUGCACAAUACUGAAAUUUUAAACACUUGAGUAUCACAUGACAGUAUCCACUAGUGACUCAUGGUCUGAACUACAAAAAAAUCAUUUUAACUGCAGUCAGAUUUCUCCCAUGGUACUUGCUAGUGAAUGUAUUCAGAAUCAGCUUGAAAAGCUUUAAGCAGUUAAAGAAAUAGAAAAAAACACCCAACACGUUGUCGACACUGAAAUAUCGAUUAAGUGCCUUAAAAUCUCUUUAGAUAUAGCUAUGCAAAUUUUUUAUGUUUCUGUUCCAGACGGACAGUUCCAUUAAUGAGUUGUGUUGAUCUUCCGUCUUUAUGAAACCGCACUUGAAGGUUAUUCCUAUCAUUUUUUUCAGUAACAGCUUGUCAACUGCUGUUAUUAGAAGUACUGUACUGAAAAUCCAGAAAAAUUUCAAUCUUAUGCCAAAUUGAGUACUGCUUUAUGGUUCCCUUGUAAGUACUGGAGCUGCUGUGUUUAGGUGAAUCUCCUUACGUCAAAGGAAGUACCCACUGCAAUAAAGUAAUACACACCAA